Molecule: messenger RNA, 1151 nt
Organism: Diprion similis
Lineage: Eukaryota; Metazoa; Arthropoda; Insecta; Hymenoptera; Diprionidae
Product: armadillo repeat-containing protein 7
Exons: 4
Coding region: 25-1089 (354 amino acids)
Molecular function (GO): protein binding
Source: RefSeq, a predicted model, not a curated record
GAAUUCGGGUUGAUUUUGGAUAUUAUGUUUACUAGAAAAGAACAAUUGAUUGCACGUACAGGAAAGAAUAAGGUUGGCCGUUUUGAAUUCUUAAAACUUUUGACUAACGAAUUCAAAACUUCAAAGUCUAAAGAAGCAAAGACACAGGUGUUGGCUAACUUGGCAAAUUUUGCUUACGAUCCAAUAAACUAUGAAUAUCUACGGAAACUGAAGGUAAUCGAUCUGUUCCUAUAUUUACUUUCGGAAGAUGACAAAGAUUUUGUACGUUUUGCCAUCAGCGGAAUCUGCAACUUGUGUUUAGAUCCAGAGAACAAAGAUUACAUCGUUCACAGUCAAGGUGUGCAGGCUGUAUCGUCUCUGUUGACAUCCUCCGACGAAGAGACUGUUCUUUCUGCUACAACAACAUUGAUGUUCCUGAUCUCGCCUUUUUCGAAACCACUCAUAACUUCUCCUAAAAUUAUCGAAUCUAUGAUACAUUUCUCAAAUAGUUCCAAUAUUAGAAUUAAAAACUUGGCAACUAUAUUCCUUACAGAUUACUGUUCCGAUACCGACGUCAAGCACACCAAAGAACAUCCAACAGUUUUACCAGUUUCUGCGAUUCCACUACCGCCCAUGAUGUAUAGCAGGCUUUGCACACUCUGCGCAAGGCAUUCAAGGUCCUACAGUGCCAAUCUUCAGUCGAAAUUUGCCUCUAAUCGAAGCUUCAAAGCCGGCGAUACUAUAACUAUAACUAAAUUGAUAACGGAGGAUGAUAUUUUGAGUUUUGCCAAGCUCACUGGCGAUUUCAAUCCAAUUCACAUAGAUUCUCCUAAGAAUAUUGUCCACGGAGCAUUCCUAAAUAGUUUGGUUUCUGGAGUUAUUGGUACUAAAUUACCAGGUCCUGGGACAAUAGUCGUUGAACAGCUAAUCAAGUAUUUGAAUCCUUGUUAUACUGGCGAUACUGUUUCGAUAACUGUUGACGUAAUCGCUAUAAGGAAAAUUAUCAGGUGUAAAUAUCGCUGCAUUGCUAACAUGGAACGAAUUGUUCUUGAAGGUGAAGCUAAACUCAUAUCGAGUAAGAAGAAAAAGAACAUCAGCUUCACGGAGUAGGAUUUAUAUAACUCUUCACUAAUUGUGAGCUUCUUGUUAUGUAGAUGUGUAUUAUAAUAAAA